GUUAACGGAAGCGUUAUGCAAAGGACUUGCAAAGGACACAGCCAGAGCAUCAGCAUGAACUCGUUAAUAUUCCCAGAGCUUUUGGUGCUGCUCUUGCUGUUGCUGUGGCCGCUGACAGCGACGACAUCAAUGUCAGGCCACGUGUCACUGCCAGCUGACGCAGCAAUCCCCAGCGGACAGCAGCAACAGCAGCAGGAGGAGCUGCCCAAAGGAGAUCCGUGGGGCAAUCAAUUGCCGGAUAUGCUAGUCGCUUACUAUCGCCAGCAUGGCGUGCACAGUCUGAUGCUCGUUGUUUGUCACGCGGACAUUGCUGCGUCCCGUUUGCAGUUGCUCCUGCAGCACUUUAUGAGGCACGACAUCUAUGUGCAGCUCUGGACGGAGCAUUGUCUGAAUGAUCUGCAACAUGUCAGCAAUGAGAUGGAGAUGGACAGCGACUCACAGGUGCCCAAGCCACCGCGCACCUUCUUUCCGAACAAUGACACCCACUGGGAGCUGGCUUUUUUGCUGCCCAGCCUCCACAACAAGCUAGGCAUCCUGCUGCUGCAGUUCAACAGCUCGUGUGCCCUGAAUCUGCUGCGCUGGUCAGCGGCCUGGGAGCACAACUACUUUACCACCAAUCGAUUCUGGCUGCUGCUCACACAGGAUAUGCAGGAUCUGGAUCUGCUUGCGGACGAGGAGAUCUUCAUACCACCCGAUAGCGAAUUGCGUGUGCUCUGGCACAGUCCAACCAUGCCCUUCACUGCAUCCCUGCUAGACGUCUACAAGGUGGCCGCCUGGAAGCCGCCAAAGAUUCGUUUGGUGGGCCAGCAGCUGCACAACUCUCGGCACAUCACGCAUGCGCUGCAGCGUUUCGGCUCAGCCAUCACAUAUAGACAGAAUCUGGAGGGCAUUGUC
This is a messenger RNA of Drosophila navojoa, 894 nucleotides long. Its product is annotated as ionotropic receptor 84a. NCBI's taxonomy places the organism in Eukaryota, Metazoa, Arthropoda, Insecta, Diptera, Drosophilidae. The record is from RefSeq and is a predicted model, not a curated record.